Messenger RNA from Lathyrus sativus (Indian pea), 1179 nucleotides. NCBI's taxonomy places the organism in Eukaryota, Viridiplantae, Streptophyta, Magnoliopsida, Fabales, Fabaceae. The record is from the annotation of a GenBank genome assembly.
AUGAGUUUUGGAGCUUCCACUGAAAUUUCCCACUAUCUUGCAGUAGCAUCGGUUAAACCUAAUUCUCGCUGCUGUCAAUGCGCCACCGGAAUCAGCUACAGUUUGCACAAUGCAAUUGGCGGUUACAACGGCGUAUUGUCGAAGAUGAAGUUGAAGAGGAACGAUAACAGAGUUGUUUCUGUUAGUGCUGACGGAAGUGGUAAAGGACUUACGUAUAAAGACGCCGGUGUUGACAUUGAUGCCGGUUCUGAACUUGUCCGGAGAAUAGCUAAGAUGGCGCCUGGGAUUGGAGGCUUCGGUGGUUUAUUCCCCCUUGGUGAUUCAUAUCUCGUUGCUGGUACUGAUGGUGUGGGGACGAAGUUGAUGCUUGCUUUUGAAACCGGCAUUCAUGACACUAUUGGGAUUGAUCUGGUUGCAAUGAGUGUCAAUGACAUUGUUACUUCAGGGGCAAAGCCUUUGUUUUUCCUUGAUUACUUCGCUACAGGCCACCUUGAUGUAGAUGUUGCUGAGCAGGUUAUAAAAGGAAUUGUCAAUGGUUGUAAGCAAUCUGAUUGUGCUCUUCUAGGUGGAGAGACUGCAGAGAUGCCUGGUCUAUAUAAAGAAGGCGAGUAUGAUCUCAGCGGUUGUGCUGUUGGCAUUGUAAAGAAGGAGGAUGUAAUCAAUGGGAAGAACAUUGCCGUUGGUGACAUUAUUAUUGGUUUGCCAUCCAGUGGAGUUCAUUCCAAUGGCUUCUCACUUGUAAGAAGAGUGCUUGCUCAAAGUGGGCUUCAAUUGAAAGAUAAACUUCCCGGCAGUGACAUUACAAUUGCUGAAGCUUUGAUGUCUCCGACUACUAUCUAUGUCAAACAGGUGCUUGACAUAAUCAGCAAGGGAGGGGUAAAGGGAAUUGCCCACAUCACUGGUGGUGGUUUUACAGAUAACAUACCUCGAGUUUUUCCUGAAGGCCUCGGCGCUCUUAUACAUGAAAACUCAUGGGAUAUACCGGCAGUGUUCAAAUGGCUUCAGGAGGCUGGGAAGAUUGAAGAUUCUGAGAUGAUGCGAACUUUUAAUAUGGGCAUCGGGAUGGUCCUUGUAGUUAGUCCAGAGGCAGCGAAUGAAAUUCUCGAAAACAGAGUUGAAACCAGUAAAGCCUACCGCAUUGGUGAAGUUAUAAGUGGAAAUGGUGUAACCUAUAGUUAA